This is a messenger RNA of Arabidopsis arenosa, 1091 nucleotides long. The record is from the annotation of a GenBank genome assembly. Lineage: Eukaryota; Viridiplantae; Streptophyta; Magnoliopsida; Brassicales; Brassicaceae.
AGAUUUUACAAAAGCUGGCUUCAUCUUCUGAAAAGUUGCUCUAUGUAUACCAAUCCGACGAAUUUUGCUGCUGCGUAAUUUUUUACCCGUCUCCGUGUUGACUCUUGAGGCGAUCCAACAACAACAACAACAACGCCGUGAUUCUCUGGAGAUUUGUAGCUGAGCUUGUUGUUAUAAAGCAAGAUACUGCUUGCUCUACGGAAUUUAGAUAUGCCUCGGGACUUGUCAAGAUCGAGGUCACCGUCUCCAUCACCUUCACGUCGCAGAAAGCACUCGAGAUCUCCUCUAAGGCAUAGGCAUAGCAGGAGGAGUAGAAGAGACAGAAGCCCUUCUCCAUACUCAUCUCAUUCACAUAGCAGGCGAAAAAGUCGCUCUAUAUCUCCUAGGCGCCAUCGAAGUCGAUCUGUUACUCCUAAGAGACGUUCUCCAACCCCCAAACGAUACAAAAGACAAAAGAAUAGGAGUUCAACUCCAUCUCCUGCCGCAACCCUUGAGUCAGCUAAACAUAGGAAUGGAGAAAAACUUAAAAGAGAAGAGGAAGAGCGAAAAAGGCGACAGCAGGAAGCAGAACUGAAGCUAAUAGAGGAAGAAACUGUAAAACGGGUUGAAGAAGCUAUUCGAAAAAAGGUCAUGGAAAGCUUACAGUCUGAGAAAAUCAAAAUGGAAAUUCUAACGCUGUUGGAGGAAGGACGAAAGAGACUUGAUGAAGAAGUCGCGGCUCAACUUGAGAAGGAGAAAGAGGCUUCUCUUAUUGAGGCUAAAGAAAAAGAGGGUGUUAUGCGGUGUUUGUCGCAGGAAAGAGAGCAGCAAGAGAAAGAAGAGAGUGAGAGAAUAGCAGAGGAGAACCUUAAGAGAGUGGAAGAAGCUCAGAGAAAAGAAGCAAUGGAGAGGCAAAGGAAAGAGGAGGAACGGUAUCGGGAGCUCGAGGAGCUGCAACGACAGAAAGAAGAAGCAAUGCGAAGGAAGAAAGCGGAAGAGGAAGAAGAACGUCUCAAACAGAUGAAACUGUUGGGUAAAAACAAAUCACGCCCUAAAUUAUCUUUUGCCUUAAGCUCCAAGUGAAUGCAUGAAGAUAAAAGGAUUGUGAUGAA